Molecule: messenger RNA, 3189 nt
Organism: Hypoxylon fragiforme
Lineage: Eukaryota; Fungi; Ascomycota; Sordariomycetes; Xylariales; Hypoxylaceae
Product: calcium ATPase
Exons: 10
Coding region: 1-3189 (1062 amino acids)
Biological process (GO): sodium ion export across plasma membrane; potassium ion import across plasma membrane; intracellular sodium ion homeostasis
Cellular component (GO): membrane
Molecular function (GO): ATP hydrolysis activity; P-type sodium:potassium-exchanging transporter activity; ATP binding
Source: RefSeq, a predicted model, not a curated record
AUGUCGAUUCGCAGUGCACGCUCGAGACGCGAGGUCGACCCUUCCAUCCUCCUCCCUAUUCAGUACCGUACUGUGUCGUUCCAGAUUGAGGAAUCGAGACAGACAUCGAGACAAAAAGACACCGCGGAGCUGCUGAAGGCGAAAGACACGGCCACCAAGGAACUAUCCUCCCUUGAAUGGCACACCAUCUCCACAGAUGAGGCUCUUCGCCGCCUCAGCGCUUCCAUUACCGAUGGCCUCUCGAACGACCAGGUUACCCGCAAACAAAAGGAACACGGGAAGAACGCCCCAUCUCCGCCACAGUCUCGUACACUUCAGAAAUGGCUGGGCUACUUCUUCAAGGGGUUCGGCCCCGUGCUCCUAGUGGGAGCUAUUCUAGUUUUCGUUUCGUGGAAACCGCUCGGCCAACCACCUGCUCUAGCUAACUUGGCCCUAGCCAUCGUACUGGUAGCAGUGUUCGUGAUCCAGGCCAUGUUCAACAUGUUCCAAGACUGGAGCUCAUCCCGAGUGAUGAGUUCUAUUAAGAACAUGCUUCCCGAGGACUCAAUGGUGAUCCGAAACGGCGUCCAAGCAUCCCUCCCAGCUCAGGAGCUCGUGCCGGGAGAUAUCGUCUGUAUCAAGGCAGGAAACAAGCUCCCGGCUGACAUGCGCUUCCUCCAAGUCUCUAGUGAUGCAAAGUUUGAUAGGGCUAUUCUAACCGGAGAGUCUGCGCCCCUGGCGGCGACGGUAAACUCGACCGAUGAUAACUACCUUGAGACUCGCUGUAUCGGUUUACAAGGCACACAUUGUGCCUCCGGGUCUUGUACAGGUUUGGUUGUGGCUACAGGAGACCGAACAGUGUUCGGCCGUAUCGCUGCUUUGACAAAUGAGCCCAAGGUGAAAAUGACUCCUCUGGAGAGAGAAGUCCUGUACUUCGUAACCAUAAUCUGUUCCAUCAUGUUCGCAAUGAUUGCUAUCGUGCUGAUUGUCUGGGGCGCGUGGCUGAGAACAUCCCAUCCAGGCUGGAUCAACGUUCCAACACUCAUCGUCGGCUGCGUCAGCGUAGCCAUCGCUUUCAUCCCUGAGGGCCUGCCUAUUGCCUUGACUGCCGGGUUAACUAUCACAGCCAACUUGAUGCGAAAGCACAAAGUCCUGUGCAAGUCGUUGAAGACUGUUGAGACCUUGGGGUCUGUUUCUGUCAUCUGCUCAGACAAGACAGGCACUCUCACCGAGAAUCGAAUGACAGUUACUGAGUGCGCCAUUGGAACCCACAUCAUCACCGUCGACGCAGCCGAAGACGAACUGGAAGUAAGCACCACACCACUUGUAGCUGGCAUGGUAACAACCGGCGUAGACCAAGUACGUUCCAUCGCAGGCCUCUGCAAUGCAGCCGAGUUCGACGCCGCUACCAUGGACCUGCCCAUCGAGCAACGCCGUGUCUUUGGCGACGCCACCGACCAGGCCGUCUUGAGGUUCUCCGAGCGCUUCGGAUCCGUGCAGGACCUGCGCCAAUGCUGGCAGAAGACUUAUGAGCUGGCCUUCAACAGCAAGAACAAGUUUAUGUUAAGAACAUUCUCCCUAUUCAAGCAUGAUUGCCUCAGCGCUACCCUGUCUGAACGGGAGGCGGACGACUUCCAAACAGGCGAUACUCUUUUAACUAUCAAGGGUGCUCCAGAUGUCUUAAUCACCCGCUGCUCCUCGUUCGUCAACAAUGCAGGAGACGUGUGCCCCUUCGACGAAGACAUGCGGGCGACGUUUGAGAACGUGAAGAACUCCUACAGCAGCCAAGGAAAACGCUGUCUCCUGCUUGCGCGCAAAGUCAUCCACCAAGGCCAGCUGCAGAAUCAACCUGGGACAGGCCAGUUCGAGGAAGAGAUCAUGGAACUCGCCAAGACAGACUUGAUAUUAGUCGGUCUUGUGGCUAUCGUCGACCCUCUUCGUCCGGAAAUUCGCGAGGUCGUCUCGAUACUUCGUGGUGCUGGUAUUAAGUUUUUCAUGGUGACUGGCGACUUCGCUCUUACCGCCCUUGCCAUCGCCCAGGAUGCCGGCAUCAUCAGUGUUGCCGCAUCUGCCGUCCAUAACGUCUCCGCGCUGCCAAGAGUAGAGGGGGUAUCAGCAGAUGGCAUUAGCAAACCUCAACAACCUCGCUCUUCAAUACUCAUCAGCGGCCCAGAAAUGCAGAGCCUUAACGAGUGCCAGUGGAAGGCUCUGACUGAAUACGACGAGAUCGUCUUCGCUCGUACGACGCCAGAGCAGAAGCUGCGCAUCGUGAGGGAGUUCCAGGCUAACGGCGUCGUGGCGAUGACUGGAGACGGCGUGAAUGACGCGCCCUCCUUGAAAGCUGCCGACGUAGGUAUCGCACUCGGAAGCGGUUCUGACAUUGCCAUUGAGGCUGCUGAUAUGGUCCUCCUGGACUCCUUCUCGUCUGUGGUAGAAGCAGUGAAGUAUGGGCGCGUGGUGUUUGAUAACUUGAAGAAAGUUAUCUGUUACUUGCUGCCAGCCGGAAGUUUCGCUGAGUUCUGGCCGGUCAUGACCAAUGUUCUCUUUGGACUCCCGCAGAUUCUCUCGUCGUUCCUCAUGAUCAUUAUUUGCUGCUUCACUGACUGCGCCGCUGCAACGGUGCUUUCGUACGAGAAGCCGGAGGCUGAUGUAUUAUUGCGCAAACCACGUAACGCCAAGAAAGACCGAUUGGUGAACUGGCAGCUCGUCCUUCACGCGUACGGUGUUCUCGGAAUGAUCCAGACCACAGUCUCUUUCGCGAUGGCCUACUGGUACCUGGAGAAGAACGGCAUACCAUUCCGCGUGCUGUGGUUCUCUUUUGGCGUCCUCCCCGACUCGAUCGACCCGGAUUACUAUGCUGAAAAGCUGAAUACGGCGUCCUCUAUUUACUUCGUAAAUCUUGUCGUCAUGCAAUGGUUCAAUCUUCUUGCAGUCCGCACACGACGAUGGAGCAUUUUCCAACAUCCCCCGGCAUUCAAUAAACAGACUCAAAACUUGUAUCUCUUCCCGGCUAUUAUCUUUGCCUUAGCUAUGGCCGUUCUCUGGCUGUACAUUCCCCAGCUGCAGUCUGUUCUGGGUACAUCGCCGGUGCCAGUAGAACACUGGUUUCUACCGUUCACUUUCGGCAUAUUCAUCUUAUUCUUUGAUGAGACUCGUAAAUUUCUCAUACGAAAAAACCCCAAUGGGUUGGCUGCCAAGUUGGCAUGGUGA